This is a messenger RNA of Cercopithifilaria johnstoni, 804 nucleotides long. The record is from the annotation of a GenBank genome assembly. Lineage: Eukaryota; Metazoa; Nematoda; Chromadorea; Rhabditida; Onchocercidae.
AUGUCUAUUCAUAUUAUUAUUCCUUUCUUAUUGUUCAUAUUUUCAUUAAUUCACUGUUCACCAAAAUAUACCAUUGAAACAUAUCCGGAUUCACUAGUUGAACCGGAUCUUUGUAACCUUAACUCUCCAGGAUUUGCUUGUGAUCCGGAUCAACUACUGAAACCGUUUAAUCAUACACUUUCCGGAGCUGAAUAUUUAUCGCAACAUUUGCGAAGAAUUCGUUAUGCGACAAAUUGUCCAUGCCUGAAAAAGGAUGAAUUGUAUGGUUAUUGUUCAAAUGUUAAUUCACAUGGAUAUACGAUAUCAAUUGCUAUCAUGAAAUUAAUUGCAAUGAAUAAUGAUACGAUGAGCGCAGAAAAUCAUAAUCAUUCAGUUCAGAUAUUUGCCAAAAUGCUACAACGGCAGCAACAUCGUAGCCAAUGCGCUGAUGAUGCGUUAAUUGUUGCAGUUGCUGACUGGAAAAUUGUCCAUACAUCAGUAGGUGAAGUGAUUGGAAGAGUGCUUACACCGAAUAUUAUCACGAGAAUAAGUCAAGAAGCUGAACCAUUGUUUGCUAAUGCUAAUUAUCUUCAUGGUUUAACAUAUAUGAUUAAUCGUUAUGGACAAAUUUUGCAACAUUCAAUUCAAAAUCCUGAAAUAAAGAUUUGGUCUAUGAUAUGGUCUCGUAUAAUGAAUAGUUGGCUUAAUCUUUUCCUCACUUUAAUUGUCUUUAUUACCUUUAUAAUACUGAUCAUCCUUAUUAUUAUACGGUUUUGUUGUAAUAAAAAACAAACAUAUAUAAUUGGUAGGGAAAUUACGAAUUGA